AUGUCGAUUCUAGUCAUAUGUAUAGUUGAAAAUCUGAUUGAUCAGCUUUACUCGCCCAAGAUAUAUCGCAGCACCAUCUUCACCACAGCAAUCCCGAGAACCAUGAAAUAUCUUAAUCAACAAGAAGCCAUAAAUGUGGAUCAAGAACUAUUCAAUGAGUAUCGGUUCAGUGUGGAUCAAUUGAUGGAAUUGGCUGGCUUAAGUUGUUCACAUGCCAUUGCAAAAUGUUAUGCUACACCGCAGUACACUCGUGUCUUGGUGUGUUGUGGUCCCGGCAAUAAUGGUGGUGAUGGUUUGGUAUGUGCUCGCCAUCUCUCAUUAAUGGGCUAUAAGCCGAGUGUCUAUUAUCCCAAACCCACACCAAAUCCUUUGUAUGAAAAUUUAACACAUCAAUGUAAAGCCAUGAAUAUUGAAUUUGUCGAUGCCACACCAAAUCCGGAAAAUAUUACUAACAACUAUGAUCUCAUUGUGGAUGCUUUGUUUGGUUUUAGUUUUAAACCACCAGUCAGGGAAACUUUUGUACCGAUUAUAAACAUUUUGCAGACGACUAAGUUACCAAUAGCAAGCAUUGACAUACCCAGUGGUUGGCAUGUGGAAAAUGGUAAAAAUGAUGAGUGUGAUUUUGAACCUAGUCUAUUGAUAUCGCUAACCGCACCCAAGUUAUGUGCCAAGUUUUACAAGGGUCCUCAUCAUUAUUUGGGCGGUAGAUUUGUACCACCCGGCCUUAAAGAAAAAUAUCAAUUAGAUUUACCCGACUAUCCUGGUACCGAGACUUGUGUUAAAUUAUCGUAA
Molecule: messenger RNA, 792 nt
Organism: Musca vetustissima
Lineage: Eukaryota; Metazoa; Arthropoda; Insecta; Diptera; Muscidae
Gene: Naxe
Product: NAD(P)H-hydrate epimerase
Exons: 3
Coding region: 1-792 (263 amino acids)
Cellular component (GO): mitochondrion
Molecular function (GO): NAD(P)HX epimerase activity
Source: RefSeq, a predicted model, not a curated record